UGGGCUGCUGCCUGCAGGCACAACGACAACAAGACGUUCCUGGUGUGGGUGAACGAGGAGGACCACCUGCGUGUCAUCAGCAUGCAGAAAGGAGGGAACAUGAGGGAGGUGUUCAACCGCUUCUGCACCGGACUCACCAAGAUUGAGGGCUUGUUUAAGGAGCGAGGACACGAGUUCAUGUGGAACGAACACCUGGGCUACGUCCUCACCUGUCCGUCCAACCUGGGGACGGGACUGCGAGCCGGGGUCCAUGUCAAACUGCCCAACCUGAGCAAGAACGACAAGUUCGGAGAAAUCCUCAAGAGGCUGCGGCUGCAGAAGAGAGGCACAG
Molecule: messenger RNA, 331 nt
Organism: Plectropomus leopardus (leopard coralgrouper)
Lineage: Eukaryota; Metazoa; Chordata; Actinopteri; Perciformes; Serranidae
Source: RefSeq, a predicted model, not a curated record